Messenger RNA from Eupeodes corollae, 957 nucleotides. RefSeq lists its product as uncharacterized. The coding region runs from base 178 to 804 and encodes 208 amino acids. The record is from RefSeq and is a predicted model, not a curated record. NCBI's taxonomy places the organism in Eukaryota, Metazoa, Arthropoda, Insecta, Diptera, Syrphidae. The transcript has 3 exons.
UUUAUGUUUUAUAUAUUUUCCCCAAUUGUUUAAAAACAUCAUGUAGUGGCUUACGUGACUUAGAACGCAUGCAAAAGUAGAACUCACCUAAAAGUAUUAUCUGAAAAAAAAAACACAAAUAAUUCAAGUGUUGUAAAUUACUCAUCCUAAAUAAGAAAAAUAAAACAAUAUCUUAACAUGCAACGCACUAUAGCUGUGAUAAUUUUCAACGAAGAAUCCGAUAACAGAGACAAAUUGGAAGUAAUUACAAAUACAUUUUAUAGCUUGAACAUGACUUUGAAAGUUCUUGUUAAUAAAACCGCAAAAGAAAUUAAAGAUGCUGUCGAAAAGUUAACAACAAUAGAUGAGGAAGAUAUUUUGGACAUAAUAUUCUUCAUUUAUGCAAAACAAGCAAACAACUCGAAUACAAAAUUCUCAACUGUUGAUCGUAAAACUAUGGAUCUAUAUGAUAACAUUAUAAAUUAUCUUUUAGAAGUUGAAGACUUUGAAGAUAAGCAAAAAAUUAUAAUCUUCAAUAUUAAUGGACACGAUAAUAAAUCUGAUUUGAAAGCUUAUGAUCCUGAGAAGCAAUUUAAGUGUGCAUUUUACGGAGUUUAUACGUACAUUUUAAUGUCAGACAGUGAAAACUUCAUCGACUUAAUUUUUCCAGAAUUGGUUGAUCAUAGAAAUUUAUCAAGAGCCCUUCGAAAACAUAAGAAAAUACAUGCAGAGGAAACGAGAUCAUUUUCGGGAGAUGUAAGACUGAGUGUACCGCCUUCUAGCACUGAACUAACAUCUGAGUUUCAUGAGUUUGUCAUUGGAUGAAAGAAUCGCAUUUAUAAUAAUUUUUCUAAAAUUUCGUUUAAAAUAUUCUAUAGUCCUAUGUAUUAAAAUAACAAAACUCGUAUCUUAUCUUAUAAAGUGACAAAUUUUCAAUUGAAAUAAUGUUUUAAUAAAAACGAAACUUUUGCAAUAACA